Messenger RNA from Physcomitrium patens, 939 nucleotides. The record is from RefSeq and is a predicted model, not a curated record. NCBI's taxonomy places the organism in Eukaryota, Viridiplantae, Streptophyta, Bryopsida, Funariales, Funariaceae.
AAGGUUGCUGCUCCAUAUUCUUUCUUUUGCCGAAUUCUUUUUCAGUUUCUCGCAGAGGCAAUGGCAGCUCUGGUACCCGCCUCCGGGAAGCCGAUACUAUCAUUUGGAGACAUGUUACGAGAUCUAUCAGAUCGGCGGCCUGCGCCACCGCCAGACGCUGAGGAGCCUGAUUCUCCAACUACGAUUAAGCGGAAAAAAAUCGCACAGUUACGACGGUUGUUCUAUUUGAGUGAUCCCCUGUUGUCAACCAAGGCGGGGUCUCCAUCUAGGGGAUUAGGCACGGGCUCGACUCAGUUCGAAAAUCUUAAUCUGGUGGAUGCCUUUGAGAAAGCUUACGCUGAUCUGAUUAAGGCACUGUCUGAAGGAGGAAAUGAGUGGAUUGGCUUCUCCGAACAGUUGAGCAAUGUGCUUCAAACAGCGAACCAGUUGAUUUCAACCGCCCAAAAGGAAACUAGGCCAUUGGUGGAUCGUAUUCGAUCGCUACAAGCACUUGUGGAGAGGGGGCAAUCGGCACUUGCCAUUGCAGAGACGCGCAUGUCUCAAACCUCACAUUCAUGAUGUAGAAUCAACAGCAGACCAGAUGCAGUUAUUUGUGCUCCCAUCGAAAUCUACUUUGUUUCUGGAAGAGGUUGUCAAGUUGUAAUGUACCUAGUACACUGUGCAGUUAACUCAGGAAAGGUACAAUAUGCCUGGCCCAGGUUUAAUGCAAAGCACCAAAUUUGAGUGUGUCAAGGAAGGCACCUUCGGGCCCUUUUUAGCAGUGUUUUAACAUUCUGAAAGGCUAAACCUUAACGCUAAAGCUAUGUAAAUACUUCCAUUGAAGGGGUCAUGGUUCCAUUACUGAGGCUAUAUUUACACCAGUAUUCCUUCUGGGUUAACCAAGGAAUGUUUCUGCUGCCAAAAGCCCCCUUGUAUAACUUCGAAUCUUUCGGUUCAUGA